This is a messenger RNA of Paramecium octaurelia, 273 nucleotides long. Lineage: Eukaryota; Ciliophora; Oligohymenophorea; Peniculida; Parameciidae. The record is from the annotation of a GenBank genome assembly.
AUGAUAAUGAAGAGAAAAAAAAGAUUUAUCAUAAAUAUAUUAUGUAAUAAGAAGAUUAUAGAAUUUCGAAAAUUAAUAUUUCAUCUUACUGCUUUAGAUGAGAUAUACAUAAAGUGUGGAUCAAAUUCUCUUCAUUUAUUAGUUUUAAUGAAAGUCGAUUUGAAAUAAUAAUGUUUUGAAAUACUAAACUUGGAAUACCGUAUUGUUAGGAGCAAAUUUAUGAGAUAUGAUUAAGUGGAUUUCAUUUUGACAAUGGCAUUAUUAUUGGAAUGA